AUGUUAAUCUCGACAGUAAAGACACUUGAUAAAAUUAUCUAUCUAUCUAUCUAUCUAUCUAUCUAUCUAUCUAUCUAUCUGAUAAAGUUCAGAGAAAUACGCAUAUAUGCAUAUCUGCAUCUAUCUAUCUAUCUAUCUAUCUAUCUAUCUAUCUAUAUCUAUCACAAUUCUUUGAUCCUAUCUAUCUAUCUAUCUAUCUAUCACUGUUUCUAUCUAUCUCUAUCUAUCUAUCUACAAUCUAUGAUCCUAUCUAUCUAUCUAUCUAUCUAUCUAUCUAUCUAUCUAUCACAAUCUGAUCCUAUUCUAUCUAUCUAUCUAUCUAUCUAUCUAUCUAUCUAUCUAUCUAUCAAUCUGUUUCUAUCUAUCUAUCUAUCUAUCUAUCCUUCCUUCCUAUCUAUCUAUCUAUCUGUUUUUCUUUUAUCUAUCUAUCCAACACACAUCAACUAUCUACAUCUACAUACAUACAUACAUCUAUCUAUCUAUCUAUCUAUCUAUCUAUCUAUCUAUAUCUAUCGGACUCAUCUCCUUAAAUCUAACGUUGUACAGAGUGAAACCGCCUUUUCAUCAAGAUUGGACAUAACGCCAGUGGCCCAACAAGGUCUGAGACAACCAGAAACAAUUUACUUUCAGGUCAUAUUAUGCCGGCUUUCCUUUCCUACAUCUUCCUUCCUUUUUUCGUUCGUUCGUUCCUUUCUAUCUAUCUAUCUAUCUAUCUAUCUAUCUAUCUAUCUAUCUAUCUAUCUAUUACAGUCUCUUAUCUCUUUUUUUGCACCCCGAAAUUUCUAUUUAUCCGUGACUCAUUUUGUUCAUUAUAACUUUCCUAUCGAUCUGGCUAACCUUCCUUCCUUCCUUCCUUCCUUCCUUCCUUCCUUCCUUCCUUCCUUCCUUCCUAUCUAUCUAUCUAUCUAUCCCAGUCUCUUAUAUCUCUUUUGUACCUCUAUAUUUAUCUCUCUCUCUCUCUUUCUCUGUCUCAGUCUGUGUCCUUCCUUCAUUUCUAUCUUUUUGCGUGUUUAUGCUGUAUAUAAGCAUAUUAUAGUUGUCUACUUGUCAACAUCAUUUGUUAUUUAA
This is a messenger RNA of Acanthosepion pharaonis, 1068 nucleotides long. NCBI's taxonomy places the organism in Eukaryota, Metazoa, Mollusca, Cephalopoda, Sepiida, Sepiidae. The record is from the annotation of a GenBank genome assembly.